AUGGUCUUGAUCUUGCCAGCGAAAUAUAUUCCACCGAGUUGCUCCAACAAACAAUCAAACCAUGGUGGCACCGAAAUCCAUUCUGAGCGGUCUGUGCGCGCCUGGUUCCAGCGCUUCAAAGCCGGAAACGAGAAAUUCGAAGAUGAACCUCACUCUGGUCGACAGACUGCAAUAUCAUUCGAUGAACUGAAGAAUCUGGCGGAGCAGCAUCCACAUGAAGGUGUGCGGUAUUUUGCUGCCAAUCUUGGCUGUUGUCCACCCGACGGCAACCGCCAAAGACGUUUGGACAUCUGCACUCAGCUGCUCUCUAGAAGCCGCAGAUUCGACUGGCCUGACACCAUUGUCACUGGAGGUGAAAAAUGGGCCCUCUACGUCAACCACACCCACAAACGUGCGUGGUGCGCUGGCGAUGAAAUGCCGGAUCCUUUCGUGAAAGGUGAAAUCCAUGAGAAGAAGGUCAUGCUGAACGUCUGGUGGGGAGUUCGUGGAAUCUACAGUUUCGAACUGCUUCCGGACAACCCAGGUCUACUGCGCUCAACUGCAAGCUCGGCAACGUUCGCGUGCUGCACGAUAACGCGCGCCCUCACAUCGCGAAGAAGACUUCUCAGAAAAUUCUGGAGCUCGGAUGGGAAGUUCUACCGCACUCACCGUAGAGCCCGGCUCUGGUCCCGAGCGACUACUGCGUCUUCCGAUCGCUUUAGCAUCACCUGGAGAAGAAGCGCUACGAUGCUCGAAAAUGACCUUCGGGCUUUCUUCGCCUUCAAAUCGCCGAAGUUCUACGCCAAAGGAAUUCGUAAUCUUGUGAGACAUUGGCAGAAGGUUGCUGAUGUUUAUGGAGAUUAUUUCGUCGAAUAA
Molecule: messenger RNA, 855 nt
Organism: Necator americanus (New World hookworm)
Lineage: Eukaryota; Metazoa; Nematoda; Chromadorea; Rhabditida; Ancylostomatidae
Exons: 4
Coding region: 1-855 (284 amino acids)
Molecular function (GO): nucleic acid binding
Source: RefSeq, a predicted model, not a curated record